AGCAACAAAAACUCGCAAUCCGAGAAGAAAUGUCGCAAGAGGGAGAGUAUCUAUUCUUUCUGUCGGAGUUUUUGUUCCCCAAUAAACUCAAACAAACGAUUUAGGUAUCACUCACUUCACGUGCAUCAAGAGUGUUGCAAGAACGAUCAUAUCAUGCCGGUGGCGCGGAAGCCGCACCGACGAGCUCAAGAACAUCGGGGUACGCCAGUUCCUCCACCGCACCAAGAGCUUCAGGCUCGCUCUCAAAUCUAAAGAGAAGAAGAGUGUCUUCCUGCAACAUGCGAACAUUCACGGCACUGGUCCUCGGAGCAGGACUACGGUCAGCAUGCGCUGCCCUCCCUCCAGGAUAUGAGGAUGAAGUUUUUUGCCCACCUGGUCACUGUAUGAUGGAUAAGGACAUGGGGCCAGGCUACUGUGGACCGCGAACAGCGUUCCUCCAGUGCGUCAAAGAGGAUACUCUUGAGUCUGGUGGGCCUCCGAAGGCGUGGGGAUUUCAAUUGGGAGAGGUAAUGAGACUAACUCCUGAAAGUUUAAGACCAUGAUCUGUGAAGGUUCCUUGACUUCCUUUUUCCUUGACUUCUCUCUGACUGGAGCCAAAAACCUUUUGAUAGAAGAAACAAACAUGCACUACCACCACAUCACCAGGAAAGAAAAGCCGAAUUACUGCAGAGCGGUCAUCAUAGUACGCAGUGCUCAGAAGAUAUCCAGAAGCGCUUUAAAACUGCACAGGCCGAAAAAGACGUGGCUACAGCACAGGAAGAAGCAAGCUCAGAACCGAAAAAGGUGCAAGUCAUGGCCACAUCUUGACAGAAAAACGACGAGCUGUGAGUAACACGAAUUUUAGGCAAAAUUUUGUUGUAAGUAGUUUGAACAUUUGGGACCACAGUAGAUGUGCCGCUAACUACUGUCCUAUUGUAAGUACGUAGAAGGAGGGGAAGCCAAU
Amoebophrya sp. A25 is the source of this 943-nucleotide messenger RNA. Lineage: Eukaryota; Dinophyceae; Syndiniales; Amoebophryaceae. The record is from the annotation of a GenBank genome assembly.